This is a messenger RNA of Pteropus alecto (black flying fox), 2813 nucleotides long. RefSeq names its product transporter 1, ATP binding cassette subfamily B member (gene TAP1). The record is from RefSeq and is a predicted model, not a curated record. Gene Ontology annotation, biological process: transmembrane transport; peptide transport. NCBI's taxonomy places the organism in Eukaryota, Metazoa, Chordata, Mammalia, Chiroptera, Pteropodidae. The transcript is spliced from 11 exons. Gene Ontology annotation, molecular function: ATP binding; ATP hydrolysis activity; ABC-type oligopeptide transporter activity. The coding region runs from base 166 to 2418 and encodes 750 amino acids. Gene Ontology annotation, cellular component: membrane.
CCGGUUCCCGGGACUUUCCGAGAGCUCCGCCCCGGCCCUCCCUACUCCCCGCCCUAGCCGCCGGUCCUCCUGCGCGCUCGGACACAUACUCGGACAGCAUACAGAGCCUCUGGCCCAGAGGGGACUGCGGAGAGUCCCAGGCCCGGACGCGACCCCCACGCACCAAUGGCCAGCUCAGGAUCUCCCGCUCCCUGCGGGUUCCUCUGCCUCUCCCGAGCUUCGCUCGCGUGGCUGGGGACAGCGCUGCUGCUGCUCGCCGACUGGAUGCUGCUCCGGUGGGCCCUGCCCGGAAUAUCGUCCUUGCUGGUUCCCGCUGCGCUGCCGCUGCUCCAGGUCUGGGUAGUAGGCCUGAGCCGCUGGGCUGCACUGUGGCUGGGAGCCCGUGGGAUCCUCCGGGCAACAGUUGGAACCAAGAGAGAACCGGCAGGAGUCCAGGGAUGGCUGGCUGCUUUGGAGCCACUGGCGGCGGCGCUGUCCUUGGCUCUGCCAGUACUUGCCUUGUUCCGAGAACUGGGCUCGUGGGCAGCUCCCAGGGACACUGACAGCUCCAGGCAACUGCACUGGGGAAGUCGCCUCGACGCCUUCGCCCUCAGCUACGCAGCGGCACUGCCCGCAGCCGCCCUGUGGCAUAAGCUCCGGAGCCUUUGGGUGCCAGCAGGUCAGGGGGGUUCUGGAGACAACGUGCGCCGGCUUCUGGGAUGCCUGGGCUCCGAAAUACGACGCCUCCCGCUCAUGCUGGUCUUGUUGGUCCUCUCCUGUCUUGGUGAGAUGGCCAUUCCAUUCUUCACUGGCCGCCUCACUGACUGGAUUCUGCAAGAAGGGGCAGCAGCUGCCUUUACUCGAAACAUAACUCUCAUGUCCAUUCUCACCAUAGCCAGUGCAGUGCUGGAGUUCAUGGGUGAUGGGAUCUAUAACAGCACCAUGGGCCGUGUGCACAGCCACUUGCAGGGAGAGGUGUUCCGGGCUGUCCUGCGCCAGGAAACGGAGUUUUUCCAACAGAACCAAACAGGUGCCAUCACAUCUCGGGUAACAGAGGACACAUCCACCUUGAGUGAGUCUCUGAGUGAGAAGUUGAGCCUAUUGCUGUGGUACCUGGUGCGAGGACUUUGUCUCUUGGGGCUUAUGCUCUGGGGGUCACUAUCCCUCACCAUGGUCACCCUGGUCUUCCUGCCUCUGCUUUUCCUUCUGCCUAAGAAGCUUGGAAAAUGGCACCAGGUACUGGCAGCACAGGUGCAAGAAUCUCUGGCAAAGUCCAACCAAGUGGCCAUUGAGGUUCUGUCAGCUAUGCCUACAGUCCGGAGCUUUGCCAAUGAGGAUGGAGAGAUCCAGAAGUUCAGGCAAAAGCUGCAGGAAAUGGAGACACUCAACCAGAAGGAGGCCCUGGCCUAUGCAGUCAACCUCUGGACCACCAGUAUCUCAGGGAUGCUGCUGAAGGUGGGAAUCCUAUACAUCGGUGGGCAGCUGGUGACAAGUGGGACUGUAAGCAGUGGGAACCUUGUCACAUUUGUUCUUUACCAGAUCCAGUUCACCACAGCUGUUGAGGUCCUACUGUCCACCUAUCCCAAUGUACAGAAGGCUGUGGGCUCCUCAGAGAAAAUAUUUGAGUACUUGGACCGGACCCCUUGCUGCCCAGCCAGUGGUGUACUGACACCUUCAAAUUUGGAGGGCCUUGUUCAGUUCCAAGAUGUCUCUUUUGCCUACCCAAACCGUCCAGAUGUUCCAGUGCUGCAGGAGUUGACAUUCACCCUAUGUCCUGGUGAGGUGAUGGCACUGGUUGGACCCAAUGGGUCUGGGAAGAGCACAGUGGCUGCCCUACUGCAGAAUCUGUACCAGCCUACCAGGGGGAAGCUGCUAUUGGAUGGGAAGCCCCUUCCCGAAUAUGAACACCGCUACCUGCACAGACAGAUGGCUGCAGUGGGACAAGAACCACAGCUAUUUGGAAGAAGUUUCCAAGAAAAUAUUGCCUAUGGCCUGAUCCAGAAGCCAAUUAUGGAGGAAAUCACAGCUGCUGCAAUAGAGUCCGGAGCCCAUAGUUUCAUCUCUGAACUCCCUCAAGGCUACAACACAGAGGUGGGCGAGGCUGGGGGCCAGCUAUCAGGGGGUCAGCGACAGGCAGUGGCCUUGGCUCGAGCAUUGAUCCGGAAACCACGUGUACUCAUCCUGGAUGAUGCUACCAGUGCCCUGGAUGCAAACAGCCAGUUACGGGUGGAGCGGCUCCUGUAUGAAAGCCCCGAGAGGUGCUCUCGGUCUGUGCUUCUCAUCACCCAGUGUCUCAGCUUGGUGAAGAAGGCUGACCGCAUCCUCUUUCUGGAAGGAGGCACCAUCUGUGAGGCCGGAACCCACGAACAGCUCAUGGAGAAUAGGGGACGCUAUUGGACCAUGGUGCAGGCUCUUGGUGUGUUGGGUACUCCAAAAUGAAAGACUUCUCAGACCUGCACACUCCAUCUCCCUUCCUUUUUUUUCUCCUUCCUAUAGUGAGGAAUUUGGGAACAAAAAUCUUAACAGAGUUGCGGAGUAGUACACUGCUUCUGGGAGAGACAUCCUGAAAUGUAACCCCCAGGUGAUACCUAAAAUUCUGACAUAAGUGUUACCCCUCUCAAAACAAAUCUUGCAAAUGCAAAUUUCCUGAAAGAAAACAGGGUUUAUAACUGGGUUUAGAGCCAGGGUUGGUGUGUAGUCUGAAAAUGGGGAGAAAUAUUUAUCACAUACGGAAGGGAAUGUGAUACUUUCCAAUAUGAUCAAAGGCAUGUGCCGGCCCCCCGAAUACCUGUGGAUUCUUGCUAUUUAUAAUAAAAUUGGUGUUUUGUACUGUG